Pichia membranifaciens NRRL Y-2026 is the source of this 4340-nucleotide messenger RNA. RefSeq lists its product as hypothetical. The coding region runs from base 49 to 4224 and encodes 1391 amino acids. Gene Ontology annotation, biological process: cell redox homeostasis. The record is from RefSeq and is a predicted model, not a curated record. The transcript has a single exon. Gene Ontology annotation, cellular component: mitochondrion; cytosol. NCBI's taxonomy places the organism in Eukaryota, Fungi, Ascomycota, Pichiomycetes, Pichiales, Pichiaceae. Gene Ontology annotation, molecular function: protein binding.
AUUUCCCCCAAGCUAGGAUAAAGACAGCCAUAUUGAGAUAAUCUAAAUAUGAGUGCUCUUGACCUUUCAGCUACGAAGUGCCAUCCAUUGGAAAUGCCCAAUUGUGAUAGCAAAGACGCAAGAUUACGAUUGGACUGUAGGACUGGUGCUUCGGUGAGCAUAUUCAAUUCUAGAGUAUUUGUCUUUGGUGGUGCCACAUUAGAGCUCGAAAUUCCCCAAGAUUUUACAUUAGAGACGAUUCGUUCAGUAUUCAAAACAACACUGGAACUCAGCGCUAACGAAAAUAGACACACUGAAUAUAACCAGUAUCUAUCAGCGGAGUGUUUCAGACUUAGUUUGAUAAGCAGAAAAUGGAAUCAUUACAAGACAAAUUCAUCGAGCACGUUGGAGACUCCACCGGCUCGGUUCUUCCAUGCAAUGUGUGUUUAUGAUAACUAUAUUUAUAUCAGUGGUGGUAUCAAUUUUAGUAAUGACAAUAAGCCUGAAGUGUUGAACGAUUUGUGGAGAUUUGACAGUAUUGACAGACAAUGGAAAUGCAUCUACGAGAAUGGAAAUAGUGAACUGUUGAAAAGAUACGACCAUAUAAUGUUGAUGCUGCCCAACCUUGAGAUGUUUGAUAAGUCCUUGAUUCAGCCAGGAAUUUGUAUGGUAGGUGGUGUUGGGGAGGAUGGACAGUACCACCAGGCCCUAGAUCUUUUUGACAUGAGUACUCUUAAAGUAUAUGAAAAAGAGCAUCCAAAUUUAUCAGAAUUUAGACAUUCAAGGCAAGGGAAUUCUGAAGAGGAACAUCUCAAGAUACGACAUUCAUUGAAUGCUUUUUAUCCUGAGCUUUGUUCUAACACAAAUGAUUUGAGACUUUACGGUUUUUGCAAAACACCAGAUCCGGUUGAGUUCGAACCCCUUCUGGUAUUCACUAACAGUUGCAAAGGAGUUAGAUACUCUCACAAUAGUAAUUUUGAUAUCAGUGAUAUUUCAAGUUUGCAGUUCCCCACAAUUGGAGUGUUUGGCGAAAACAUUCUGGUGAUAGGUUUCAUAGCCAAUGAAAGAAAACUUUCCUCUUACGUUUUCAAUAUUAGAACCGAUACGUGGACAAAACUUCAAAUAUCAUGUUUGCACAAGGUGUACACCCACAAACCAUCCAAGGGUUUUGUAUGGGAAUCACAUCAUAAAAUUGCAUUUUUGGGGUCGAUGAGCAUGAAGGAUGCAUCUGGCUCUGUUGACUAUUUUGAUAACCUGGUUGUCAUGUCACUGCCUUUCACUAACUUUUUUGGGAAAAAGCCAUAUACUGUUGCCCAAAGACUGAGAUUCUCUAACUCUCCAAGCGCUAGCAGCUUACAUACCCUGGAGAAUAAUUCGGUGAAGAGGACAAAUUCAAUCACAUCAGCUAAUUCCAACUUGAGUCAUGUCCGUGCUAACCCUGUUCACGGAAUGGAGCACACUGGAGAUUUUGCAGGAUAUGCUUAUCACGUUGCUCAGCAGAUGCAGGUGAAUUCCAUUAAAUCAGUCUUGCCCUCAUAUGCAAUUGCAAUUGGAAAGAAUGCAUUCGAUAGAAACACUGCUUUAUCUGAUAUCGAUCUCGUAUGCUCGGAUGGAAAUGUCGUUCCCAUACCUCUUACGCUCUGUCGGAGAAGAUGGGGGUAUGGAUUUGAUGAGCUUUUUGCUGAUGCGUGUGCGAAGUUGCAUCUUGAGCAAAGAGCACUUAACCUGGUUGAGUCUUCGAGAAAUAGCUUCAGUGACUCUUGUGAUAAUGACAGUGACGAUUAUGCAUCAAUUGGUUCGAAAAAUAGUCUCUCUGGACCAAAUUUCAGAUAUCCAUUUCAAGAAAAGGGAAAUAAGAAUGAACCAUUUUCAAUACGAGGCGGACGAGUGCGGUCUCCCUCCCUGAAUGAGUCCAGAAAUAAUUCUAUGACAGGGAGCUUGUUCAACCCAACUGCGCUCAACAGGGCAUCCAUUUCUCUGUCCCAAUCAAGGAGAAACUCGUCUAAUAUUGGACUGUCAAGAAACAAUUCAGUUUCAUAUCUAUCCCCUUCACGCAGAAGUUCUUUGAGCAACUCUGCUAACUCAAGAAGACAUUCUUUGGGAGGAGGUUUACAGAUUGCACAAUCCUCCAGUCGUCGUGGAUCUACUCUGUCUAGAAGCUCAAUGCUUUCAACUUCGUCAAACUCCUACAAUUCAUCAUCUUCUAAUCCUUUAUUACGUCAGCAUGUGAAUCAUAACUCUCAAAGCAAUGUUACUAUAGGAUCAUCUCCGGGCUGUUCAACAUCUGCUCCAAUUUCAUUUUCCCCUGCGCUGGGAGCGCAAAGAUCAUCAGUUACCAGCAAUAAUGAUAUCAAUAAUAACAAUGAAGGUACAGAUACUCUUCAUUUACCUCCAUCGAUUAAACUGGAAAAUAUUCCACUUCAGUUGCCCAUGCCAGAAGUAUUACCGGAUGGAACACCGAUGCACAACUUGGAUCCUGAAUCUCUUUCUCGUACAUUGUCGCAUAUUUCAGCUGCCGAAAAUACUUUUUCAAAGAAAAAUAGCUUGAACAGUAUGCCUCGCUCCUCAAGAGAAGAGAUAGCUGAUAUGGCUGAGCAAAUCGAGAAUUCUCUUGACAUGAAUACAAAGUUUGAUCCGGUCUUGCUACCAAGAUCUCUAUAUUUACCAUAUCCACGAAACACUGUUCAUGCAAUUGUUGAAUACCUCUACAGUGGCCAGAUAGGAGCGAACUGGAAGCUAUUCCCCACUGGAAUUGAGCUUUUACAAGCGACAAAGCAAUUAGGAAUUCCAUUAUUGUACGAUCUAAUUCUGGAGUUGUUUUUCGUUUCGUUAGGCAUAAUGGAAGCCACACUAAAAGCAAAAUUGAUACUGAUUUUGGAAAAAGAGAACAAUGGACAAUCUAACGGUUCUGAUGAACAUAUUUAUAGUUUGUUAGAUAUGAAAGGGAACGAUGAUUUUGACUUGGAUUGGAAGUUGUUGUUGGAGGCAGCUACGGGGAGCAGAAGAGAUUCUGGGUCAACAAUUAGCAGUGAUAUGAAGAUAGAUGAUCAUGAGCAAAGCAUCACGAGCAGUCAUGGUGAUCAGAUGUUAGAUUUGGCUGAUCUAGGACCGACCGAUAAAAUUGAGGCUGAGGCAUGUGACCUGAGUCCAACUAACACCAAAUUUGAAGCUGCUUCUUUGGCAGCUACGGAGAAGGUAGAACCUAAGGAGGUUCCAGACGAUACUGAUGGCCAUCGUUUCAGAAUCACCAUUGGUACUUUAGACGAGAUCGGAUAUGAGACCACCAGUGAUAGCGAGGACGGAGAAGAGGAUGAAAGUAACGAAGGAUUUUUGAUGAAAUCUUUCAAGAAGUUUACGUUGGACGGAAGCGCAGCAAAAGCGGAUGCUGCUGACAGUCGUAAAAAGCUGAAGAGAUGGCCGACCUUCAAAGAGCUGGUCAAUGAUGAGAACACGAGUUUUGUCUCCGAAACGAUAAUCCAGUUGUUUCUGGAAACGGGUGUGCUGAUCAAUGACUCGAAGUUGAUGCUACAAGCAAUCCACGUGCAGCAGUUGUACAGAUGUCUCCGAGAGCUGCGCAGCAGGGACAAAAAGGCGCAGGAGGAGUCGGCGCAGGAGGAGCAGCCUCUUCGCCAGCAGCCCGCAGAACGUGCGAGAGAUGGCAAGCUGGAAGAGAGGACCCCUGCGGGUCCUGCGGGUCCUGCGGGCCCGAAGGACCCAAAAGGCCCUGAUGCCGGCUCUACAACUAAGCCGAGCGAGAAGCCCAGGAACCUGACUGUGCGCUCUGCGUUUUACGAGGGAGAGGGCGGCAACGGCGGUGCCGGCAGAGAGAGCGGGAUGAGUUCGCCCAAGAACCUGGAGGUGUCGUUGCCGACCUUCGACGCGUUCCCGGCGGACAGCAGCCUGAGGAAAAGCAAGUCCAGCGUGAGUGUUCUGUCUGCUCCUACCUCGCUGUUGCGUGCCACGGAGAGCCACGGCAGCGCCCUUGGCGCCCUGGGUGCCGUUGGCGGCAUUGACGAGGCCUUGUCGGUGCGGCACCCUUCUCCGCGCAGGGAUCACCUCCAUCUGCCGGUCAACAACGACAGCAACCUGAGCGUGGACUUUCCCACCCUGAAUGCCACCGGUAGCGGCCGCAGUACAGGCGUUCACAGCGACGACCACAGUCUCUACAGCGUCGAGACUCGGGGCAGCGACAAGGGUGACGCCAAGAAGAAGAAGAAGCGUUUCUUUGGCCGUUUCAGACGCUAGUGUCUGCGCCAACCGCAUACUGUAUGUAUAUAUAUAUUCCUUGUGUACCUUUUUUUACCGUAUCCGGAAAGCGGCAAGAGGGCCUUUUCAUGUCGGCAGACCCACCUGCUCCCGGC